CAUUUCCAUUUAAAUAUCACGUGACACAUUGACACUAUUUAAGCGCCUUCAUCUUGGGUUCACGUGCAAAUAUAUCCAUUUAUAUACUUAAACCACUGAAUUGUGAUAUGUUUCCUAAAUAAAAUCUCUUAAAGGAGAUCUCAGUGUGUGAGUGUGUGUGAGGGUUAUUGUUGAGUGCUGAUACUGACUGUCUGCGGCCAAUGAGCGCGUGUCUUAUUGAAGUCUUACCCGCACGAGCGCAGGAUCGGUCCAAAAUCCAGCGUAUGUCUCAGCACACGGGCGGUAAAGUCGCAGGACCGGCCAUCUGGAUCAUGUGUGUGUGAGGUGUGAGGGUGAGCCGGCACGAGGUGUCGCGUGUGUAUGUGUCAACAUUCAGAACAGAUGACUCGAGCACAGAUCGAAUCGAUUGUCAUAACUGCAGUAUGGCGGAUGACAAGGAUCCAGUGACACGGCUGAAAGAUCUGGUGCAGCUCAAAGACCAGCUGGAGGAGAUCCAGAAGAAGGUGGAGAAUGAGGUUCAGGCUGGAAUCCCGCAGGGUGGAUCACUAUUAGCGUCUCCGUUUCUGAAAGGGUUCCUGGCGGGGUACGUGGUGUCCAGACUUCGUUCUUCUGCCAUCUUGGGAGUCGCAUUGGGAACGCUCACUGGAAUCUACGCUGCUCAAAACUACCAGGUGCCCAACAUUGAGACGUCCAUACAAGACUUCCUGAACUCUCUGAAGAAAGGACCCAGUAAUUAACAGAU
This is a messenger RNA of Xyrauchen texanus (razorback sucker), 742 nucleotides long. Its product is annotated as SLC35A4 upstream open reading frame protein-like. The record is from RefSeq and is a predicted model, not a curated record. The coding region runs from base 423 to 737 and encodes 104 amino acids. The transcript is spliced from 4 exons. NCBI's taxonomy places the organism in Eukaryota, Metazoa, Chordata, Actinopteri, Cypriniformes, Catostomidae.